Messenger RNA from Xyrauchen texanus (razorback sucker), 7697 nucleotides. RefSeq names its product signal transducer and activator of transcription 5b (gene stat5b). The record is from RefSeq and is a predicted model, not a curated record. The coding region runs from base 200 to 2563 and encodes 787 amino acids. The transcript is spliced from 19 exons. Gene Ontology annotation, biological process: response to peptide hormone; regulation of transcription by RNA polymerase II; cytokine-mediated signaling pathway. Lineage: Eukaryota; Metazoa; Chordata; Actinopteri; Cypriniformes; Catostomidae. Gene Ontology annotation, molecular function: RNA polymerase II cis-regulatory region sequence-specific DNA binding; DNA-binding transcription factor activity, RNA polymerase II-specific.
GGCCGACAGUGGACUGACUUGCUAGAUAGACUUUGGUAGAUGUCAGUGCAGUGGGUGGACUGGUUCAGCUGAAGUUGUAGUCUUGAACUGCAGUUGAGCUCAUGGUUAAAUAAUAAUAAACACUAUUAAGCAUUGCCGUUGAACAUCCAAAGCAACAUCGGAUCUUUCUACUGCUGAUCUCCGUCAAUUAUAUGUGGGUAUGGCACUGUGGAUUCAGGCCCAGCAGCUUCAGGGAGACGCUCUUCAUCAGAUGCAGUCUCUGUACGGGCAGCACUUUCCCAUUGAGGUGCGACACUAUCUGGCGCAGUGGUUGGAGAUGCAACAGUGGGACGCAAUAGACCUGGAGAACCAGCAGGAUGAGUUUAAAGCCAAGCGUCUGUUAGAUGCUCUGAUCCAGGAGCUCCAAAGAAAAGCAGAACAUCAGAUGGGUGAAGAUGGCUUCCUGCUGAAGAUCAAACUGGGUCAUUACGCAUCACAACUGAAGAGUGCAUAUGACCCUUGUCCUCUGGAGCUUGUGCGGUGUGUCAAACACAUUCUGUACAUGGAGAGAAGACUUGUACAGGAAGCAACAAAUGUCAGUAGUUCAGUUUCUGGUCCAGUGGACGGAACCCCUCAAAGAUACCAGCAGAUCAAUCAGACAUUUGAGGAGCUGCGCGUCAUGACACAGGACACUGAUAACGACCUGCGCAAGCUGCAGCACAGUCAAGAGUACUUCAUCAUACAGUACCAGGAGAGUCUAAGGAUACAGGCUCAGAUAAACAGUUUGUCUAACAUCCCUCCGGCGGAGCGUACGCAGAGAGAAACCGGUCUACAAAGCAGGAAGUCCACACUAGAGGCCUGGCUCUCAAGAGAAGCCAACACCUUACAGAAAUAUAGACAGGAGCUGUCAGAGAAGCAUCAGAGGACUCUAACUCUGUUAAGGAAACAGCAGACUGUGAUUGUGGAUGAUGAGCUGAUUCAGUGGAAGAGACGGCAACAGCUUGCAGGAAAUGGAGGACCAGUGGAGGGUGGACUGGAUAUUCUGCAAGCUUGGAGUGAGAAGUUGGCUGAUAUGAUCUGGCAGAACAGACAGCAGAUCCGUCGAGUUGAACACCUGACCCAGCAGCUGCCCAUACCUGGACCAACCGAAGAACUGCUCACUGAGCUCAACGCCACUGUCACCGACAUCAUAUCAGCUCUCGUCACAAGCACGUUCAUUAUUGAGAAACAGCCUCCUCAAGUGCUCAAGACGCAGACCAAGUUUUCAGCGACAGUGCGUUUGCUGGUCGGAGGGAAACUGAACGUGCACAUGAAUCCUCCACAGGUUAAAGCCACAAUCAUCAGUGAACAGCAGGCCAAGGCCUUAUUGAAGAACGAGAACACUCGCAAUGACAGCAGUGGAGAGAUUUUGAAUAACAACUGUGUGAUGGAGUACCACCAAACCACAGGAACACUGAGCGCACACUUCAGAACGAUGUCUCUUAAGCGCAUAAAACGUUCAGACCGGCGUGGGGCAGAGUCAGUGACUGAAGAAAAGUUUACAGUUCUGUUUGAGUCGCAGUUUAGCGUGGGGGGAAAUGAACUUGUCUUUCACGUCAAGACAUUAUCCCUGCCUGUUGUGGUUAUCGUUCAUGGAAGUCAAGACAACAACGCUACAGCGACAGUACUCUGGGACAAUGCAUUCUCUGAGCCAGGUCGUGUGCCAUUUGUGGUGCCUGAUAAGGUGUUGUGGCCGCAGCUGUGCGAAACUCUGAACAUGAAGUAUAAAUGUGAAGUUCAAAGUGAACGAGGACUGUCAGAAGAUAAUCUGGUGUUCCUUGCUCAGAAAGCCUUCUGCAGCUCCAGCAACAACCCUGAAGACUACUGCAAAUUGAACAUCACUUGGUCUCAAUUCAACAGGGAGAGUUUGCCCGGCCGGAACUUCACAUUCUGGCAGUGGUUUGAUGGAGUCAUCGAACUCAUGAAGAAACAUAUGAAGUCUCACUGGAAUGAUGGAGCGAUUAUAGGUUUUCUGAACAAACAGCAGGCCCAGGACAUGUUGAUGUCUAAACCCAAUGGCACGUUUCUGCUCCGCUUCAGUGACUCUGAGAUCGGGGGCAUCACAAUUGCAUGGGUGGCAGAGAACCCAAACAAAGCAGGUGAGCGGAUGGUGUGGAAUCUGAUGCCCUUCACCACUAAAGACUUCAGCAUUCGCUCACUCGCUGACCGCAUCAGUGAUAUCAAUCAUCUGCUCUUCCUCUAUCCAAACCAGCCUAAAGAGGAAGUGUUUUCACGAUACUGCACGCCGCCAAACUCUAAAGCAGUGGGGGAUGGAUAUGUCAAACCAGAAAUCAAGCAGGUGGUGAAGUUUGAGUUCUCUUCGCCCAAUCCCGAACCGUCUCCUGGGAAUUCCUCAAUCAUGGAGCACACAGCGUCACCCACUGUCAGUCAACAGCACAGCUUCACAAUCUAUCCGUCCAUGAAUGACUCUAUGUUGGACGCGGAGGGAGAGUUUGAUCUGGAUGAGACUAUGGACAUGGCCCGACAGGUGGAGGAGUUCCUCCGGCAGCCCAUGGAAACCCAGUGGAGUGGACAACAGUCAUGACCAUUAACAACUCUAUCUCUCACCCUAUCCACAUUAAGAACUCCAUGCUUUCCAUUACAGAUUUUAUCUUAACAAAUGUGAAAUGUUUCUGUGUGAUGUUUGUUAGGCCGAUCAGUGGAUGUGUAAUUGCCUCUGCAUUUUAUAUGACAGAUUUCGUCUCAUUAACUAGUAAACAACAGUAGAAUUUACAUUAGGGAAAGAUUAUUGAUAGGCAUCAAUAACUUGGUAGCCUUACUUGUUAAAUGUUGGUUUCCCAACACUUCUGCCUCGUCAUUGGUCAGACAAACAGGUGGUCCUACCCCAAACUCGCAUCAUUGGUUAAGUCAGAAAUGUAUAUGUUGGACAUUAGUUAAACAAAUGUUUUGAAUGCACUGCAGUGUCUUAAACCAGAGACUAUGUAGCAGAGAUGGGCCACUUCUAUUCAAAUGAAUGGGAAAAUUGGAACAGUCAAUGGAUGUAGAAAGGAAGUUCCACCUUAUAGGUAAAAGAGCCAAUCACCUUUUAGAUACAGACAUUGCCUGUCAAUGCUAGCUAUACAAGCCGGGAAAAUUGAGUUUUUUAGGGUAAUAUGAUGUAAAGAAGCAUAUUUUAUGAUUCCAGUGUUGUCAGAUAUUACUGCUUGUUUUAGAUAUAAUAUUGACCAUCCAUUUUGGAGAUUUCGGUCUUUCCCAAUUCAAGUCAAUAAGAGCUGCACUUUCAUAACUGGAAAUAGCUUCCCGGUAGCAUUCCAAAGAUGGCCGCCAGUGGACCUUCUUUCUAGAAAGACUUUGUCUUAAACUGACGGCAGUGUACAUGUUCAAAAGUGAAACAGCUCACACGAAUACUAGAUUUUCGAUUUUCUUAUGUAUUUAUUUGGCUUGGGUAGUACACAAAAUAAAAAAGCUGUUUCUUAUACAAUUACAGUUGCUGUGUAUGAGUAAACAAAUAUCUAUAUUGUAAACAGAUGUUAGCAAUGUGUUGUUUAAACUCAACCCUUGAAUUAAGGGCUAGAAUAGAAUGUACUUAAAGGAAUAUUCAGGGUUCAAUACAAGUUCAACUCAAUCAACAGCAUUUGUAGGAUAAUGUUGAUUACCAUAAAAAUUAUUUAGAACAGUUUCUUUAAAAACAGCAAAUAUUUAGGUUACAGUGAGUCACUUACAUGCUGCAUCCAAAGCAGAUAUUGCUGCCUUCGGAGGCUGUAUACAGAAGUACUGUAGGAAGGGAUGAAGGAACGUUUGGAUCCAGUGUUCACGUCACAUCCUGUCUACUAAGAAACCUUCAUCUGAUAAAUUUUUGAAGGCAGGAUAGAUUUAUCCUUCACUGCCUAUAAAAUCCCACAGUCCUGUGCAUAUGGAUCCACAUUGGUUGAACUGAAGAAAAAAUGGCAGCCAAAGAGGCAGUUGAUAGUCAGUUUGUGUAUAAAUGUUAGUUUUAUCCACUUUUCCCAACUUUUGAUACCAUUUCUAGCAAGAAAGUAGUAUUGUAGUUAUUACAUAUAUGCUUGGUUAUCGCCAAAACUCUCUUGAUUUUUUUCCUAGAUGAAUAGACUUUUGUGGCUCAGCUGGACUGAAUGAAUGCUGGUAUCCUAGCAACAAUAUGAUGUAGUGUUGCCUCGGAAGCCUGUCGGAAACAAGGAGGGUUUGUUGACAUUACGUUGUCAUGGUAACAAAGAUGUAGAAUUGGCUAUAACUUUAGUCAGAAAAGGUUGGUAAGUGAUUUUAUCACACUAAAACUAAAUGUCUUGUGGCUAUUCUUUUGAAAUGGUGAGUAUUUUUACAUUUACGGAUUGGUCCCAAUUCACUUCCAUUGUAAGUGCUUUUUUUUUUUUUAAAGGAGGGACAAUCAAAUGACAUUUUUGUGAUAAUCAAUAUGAUGCCACAGAUGUUGUCGAUUGAGCUUAACUUGUAUUUAAAGGAAUAGUUAACUCAAAAAAUGUAAUCCAUACAAUGCAAGUAAACAGGUGCCAUCAGACUGCUGGCUGUUUGACAUUCCAAAAGGCAUAUUUAGGCAGCAUAAAAGUAAUCCACCCAACUCACCCAAAGUUAAUGUAAAAAAAAAAAAAAUUAUAAUUUUAUUAACUUAAAAAAAAAAACACUUCCUGCUAGCAGUUAACGCAUCACGGAUCUGUCGUGCAAUGGUAUAUUCACACGAGAAGUCGGAUGCGCGUACUUUGAAUAGUAACUAUUUAAAGUUAAAAAUAAAACAAUUAAUAUCGAUUUAUUUAUUUCAUUUAAACAUAUACAUUUUUUAUUUUAAUUGAUCGACUGGAGACAUGUGGAUUACUUUUAUGCUGCCUUAAUAUGUCUUUUGGAAUGUCAAACAGCCAGCAGUCUGAUGGCACCUGUUUACUUGCAUUGUAUGGACAAACAGAGCUGAAAUGUGCUUAUAAAAUCUUUGUUUCAGUUCUGCUCAAGAAUUUUGACUGCAGGUUGCCCAUGUCUUUGUGUUGAUUGUGCAAUGUCUAGAUUCAUCAUAUUUAACACAUGACCUCCACUUACAUUCACACCUCAGUUUCUGUACUAAUGCUAGGAGCUACUUUUAAUUACAAACAGUUAAUCAUGUUAGUCAUAAAGAGCCUUUUGUUUUCUCUCAUAUCUAGGGAUUCAUUUUAAUGCGAUUUGGCAUGUUCUGUAUUGCGUUCACUUGAAAGGCGAUGCAUCUAAUUUCACAUGAGCAGUCUACCUGUACAUUUAACCAACUGAGGUUAAUCCAGUAGUUCUACCAAUGUCUAAUGUUUGUAUGCAGAUUGUCUGGCAUUGUUAAAUCCCAUCAGAUUUAUUUAUCUUUUUUGCUAUAAAUCUUUACAACCAAUAGGGCUCACAAGAUAGAAGUCAAAACACAAGUCUGUUGAGUUGUCUUAAAGCUCAUGAGCCUUUAUCUUGGCCACACGAUAUCUUCAAAUCUUUCAUGAAUCUUUGUGUUUAUUGAAUAUUUUAGCUAAUCUGAUUUAGCAUUCUUUUUUCCUUGUUUAAGUCCAUUCUGCAGAUUAUACCCAUUGCAGAAAAUGUGAAAAUAAAUCUACUGAGAUCAUCUGGACCGAGCCAUAAUCUCACACACUUUAUGAACCCCCCAAAAACCCAUAAUGCUUCAUGUCCUAAGGCCCUUUUUUAUUAUUAUUAUUUUAAUUUUUGUUUGACUUUUGAGCACUUAUAUAAAAAAAAUUCUUAACAGCUAUCUCAGUGAUUUAAUACAUUACCAACACUUCUGAUCCCUCAUGUCAGUCAAAAUACAGUUCCAUAAAAAUAGAUCUCUGGAAAAACAGAUGUUAAAGAGUUGUCUUAAGUAACUAUAUAGACACACACACACAUACAUUAUAUAUAUAUAUAUAUAUAUAUAUAUUUUCACUGAUUAGCCACAACAUUAAAACCACCGACAGGUGAUGUGAAUAACAUUUAUUAUCUCAAUGGUACCUGUCAAGAAGACGUUUUAUUUAUAUAGUGCCUUUCCCAAAGCUCAAGGUCGCUUUACAAUUAUUUCAUUUCAGAAAUGCAUAUAUAAAAAAGGUUACUGAAAGUGUACUCCAAAUAGAAACGUUUUCAGCUGGUUCGUAUAUAUUAGGCAGAAAGUAAUGAACCGUCAGUUCUUGAAUUUCAUGUGUUGGAAGCAGGAAAAAUGGGCAAGCGUAAGGAUCUGAGCUGCUUUGACAAGGGUCAAAUUGUGAUGGCUAGACUACUGGUUCAGAGCACAAUCUCCAAAAUGGCAGGUCUCGUAUAGUGUUCCAGGUAUGCAGUGGUUAGUACCUACCAAAGGUCCAAUGAAGGACAAUCGGUGAACCGGCGAUAGGGUCAUGGAUGACAAAGGCACAUUGAUGCAUGUGUGGAGCGAAGGCUAGCCCGUCUGGUCUGAUCCCACAGAAGAGCUACUGUAGCACAGAUUGCUGAAAAAAACUUAAUGCUGGCCAGGUGUCAGACCACGCAGUGUGUCGGAGUCAGAGUGUCCAUGCAGACCCCUCUCCACUACCGAAAGCGCCUACAAUGGGCACAUGGGCGUCAGAAUUGGACAAUGGAGAAAUGGAAGAAGGUGGCCUGGUCUGAUGAAAUGCAUUUUCUUUUAGAUCGUGUGGAUGGCUGGGUGCAUGUGCAUCCUUGACCUGAGGAAGAGAUGGCAGCAGGAUGCACCAUGGGAAGAAGGUGUGAUGCACUGGGCAAUGUUCUGCUGGGAAACCUUAGGUCCUGGCAUUCAUGUGGAUAUUACUUUGACACAUACCACCUACCUAAAUAUUGUUGCAGACCACGUACACCUCUUCACGGCAACGGUAUUCCCUGAUGGCAGUGGCAUCUUUCAGCAGGAUAAUGCGCCCUGCCACACUGCAAAAAUUUUUUAGGAAUGGUUUGAGGAACAUGACGAAGAGUUCAAGGUGUUAACUUGGCCUCCAAAUUCCCUAGAUUUUAAUCUGAUUGAGCUUCUAUGGGAUGUGCUGAACUAACAAGUCCAAAACAUGGAGGCCCCUCCUCAUAACUUACAGGACUUAAAGGAUCUACUGUUAAUAUCUUGGAGCCAGAUACCACAGACCUUCAGAGGUCUUGUGGAGUCCAUGCCUCGACGGGUCUGAACUGUUUUGGUGGCACGAGGGGGACCUACACGAUGUUAGGCAGGUGGUUUUAAUAUUGUGGCUGAUCCGUGUAUAUACAUACACAAACAUACUCGUAUAUGACGAUAUAGCUACCAUUGCCAUAAUGCUGUCUAAAGAAAUAUAUCUUUUAAAACGUAUAUAAUCACAAUGCUAUUGCGAUGCAGAUUUUUUGUGCUUGAGUUGUCUUCAGAGCAACCAUAACAUGUUUUAAUUUGAACCUGGUGUGAUGGUUUGUUUUUUUAAGUCUAUCUUUUUGUUCUAUUUGUUUUAAUCUGCUUUAUGAACAUUAUUUGUACUUUCAUUUUGUGUAACAUUGUUAUAUUCUAUAUUGUCAAUCUAACUCCUGUAUCUUGUCAUUCGGUUCUUCUGUUAGAUGUGCUCUUGUUUAUAGUUUUAGCUCAAGUUUGUUUUAGUUGGGAGAUAAAAAUGGAAAUAAUGGUUUAUAAAUCGUUUAAUAAAACUACUUUUCAGACCCUUUUUUUUUUUUUUUUUUUUUUCAUACAGUGGCCCCAAAAAGUAUUUGGGCACACAAAUUAUUAUUUUUGUAAAUGUUAUUCUGUAAGAUAAAAUGAAUUCUUCAAA